AUGUGGAAGAUCCUCCAGGAGCCCUGCAUUCCACAAAUAGUGACACUGUAUUUCACCCGCCUAUUUGUCCACCUGCUCUUCCAAGCGUACUUCAGCACUUUGCAUACACCAGAGGAGGUCGAUGAAUUCUGGAAGACAUGCCAGAAAGAACACGGCUUUGCUGCCAGCCCCAACAGGUUUGCCCUGGAGACCCUCAAGUCCCUGCUCUGCCGAAUGCAGUGUGAGGGUGUGGUGAUGGCAAUGGAGCGCAAGUGUGGCUGGGACAUGCUGCUGUCUGCUGACACCCAGCACUAUGCCGUGGGUCUGCUGGUCAGAGUAAUGCGCUCCUCAUCCAUACCCUUGUCUUCUGGGAUUGCAUUGUACCUGCUCAGGCUGCUCAGCAUGGCGACCUCUCUGGCCUCUUGUAGCCACAGCUGCCUGCGACGGUGCCCGUGCCCUGUGUUCCUGUCUGGGCCCAGCCCUGUCCUGGGCUGCUUGGAUGUGACCAAAUACGGGGCCAGUCUCCUUGAGAUCAUCUCAACGAACCUGCAGAGCGAGUGCAGGGAGAGGCGUCACCUGGCGCUCAGAUGCCUCAUGGUGCUUGGCCCCAUGAAUCCAGCCAUGGCAAAAAAAAUGUGGAAUCUGACUGAGAACCUUGUGGACGUCCUGCAGGAAAAUGAUAGCUUCAUGGUCAGGAUGACCAUCGUUGUACUCAGAUAUUUGUUCCUCUAUAACGGUGCCCCUAUACGCAGCCCCGUCGCCCUGCGGCUGGCUGAGGCGCUCCUGCCACUCUUUGACAGCGAUGAUAGCCAGGUGCAGCUGGGUUCAAUCACCGUAUUUGAAGAGAUGAUAGAUUUAUUAAGGAAAGAGGAAAGAAAGGCCCUGAAGACACAGGUGUGGCAGAGGCUGCUCCCCCUCUUCAUCCACUGCCAUGAUGAGAACCCGCGUGUGGCAGAGGCCUCUCAGCAAGCGCUGCUUCGUGUGGCUGAGUUCCUGAAGAGGAGAAAUCUCAUGCAGCUCGUGAAUACAGCGGAGCUGUGGCAGUUCGCCGAGUGCCUGCCCUUCAAGUCCUGAGCGAAGACAACAGCCCUUCCCAUGCAAGCACAGUAGCUCAACUUGCAUUCAGGCAAAGAGCUGCAGAACUACGUUCAUCUGAUGGCUCAGACAAAGCAGUGUCCCUUUAAGACCUACAGGUGCCACAGAAGAGGAGAUUAUGUGGAAGCCAGAGACCAGCUGGAGCUCCAGGCAGAGCUGAUGAUUGUCACAGCUCUUGUGGCUUCAGCCCUCUCCCUGCUUGUAGAUAGCUCUCUCCCUCCAGCCUUCAGACCCUGCCCAUCCCUUUUUUUUUUGCUUCCACUCUCUGUCCCUUUUAACGCUCCCUCCCUUCAGCCUUCAGAACCUGCCCAUCCCCUUUUUCCUUCCCAGCUCAUCCCUUUGCUUUACCUUCC
Messenger RNA from Ficedula albicollis (Collared flycatcher), 1427 nucleotides. RefSeq names its product maestro heat-like repeat-containing protein family member 1. Gene Ontology annotation, cellular component: cytoplasm. The coding region runs from base 1 to 1053 and encodes 350 amino acids. The record is from RefSeq and is a predicted model, not a curated record. The transcript is spliced from 8 exons. NCBI's taxonomy places the organism in Eukaryota, Metazoa, Chordata, Aves, Passeriformes, Muscicapidae.